UCAUCCCAUGUCACAUCUCUCUCACUCACACACACACACACAUAGUGAGACCCUUCUAUUUGUUCUUGGUGUGUCUUCUUGUUAUGGGUGUCAUUGUUGUUUAGCUGUUGUGAUGUGAAAGAAGAUACAUGAAAAAAGAGAUACAGACAGCAAAGUCCCAAUGCUCUUCUGCACAAUUUUGCUAGCAUCUAUAUGUACACACAUGUGCAGUAUAUAUGCUGUUAGUGUGUGUGACUGUGUGCUGAUUGGCAUGUGGUUUUUUUGCAGGAAAUGACAUGGUUAAGAUUUGGGCUUUUGUUAGAGAAGAUUGUGGUACAUUGAUGUCUCAGAAACUUAAUAUUUUACAAAUUUAUUUUUAAGCGGUAUUUGUUUUUAGUGAGCUUGGACGCAAGUGAGUAUUUGUUUAAUGACUGAGGCCAAAGAGAUGAAUAAUUUUACUUUGGGGUGAGAAAAGAAAGAUCUUGGAUUUUGUAAAGGAAUCUGAGUUCCACAUUUCCCAGCAUUCCAAUUAUUGGUAAUAGUGGAGAGAGAGAGAGAGAGAUCAUUUCAUCUUAUAAAAAAGCUCAUUUCGUCCAAGGCAAUCAUUUCAUACCUUUUGAACAUGCUCUGAAAUCUGCUAUUUGAAAAGGCAGCUUAUUAUUUGAACUUCUGCAUAUGGUGAUGAAGGAAAUGGAAUGCUUUGGAUGGUGAAUGAUUCACCAACUAUUGCUGCUGAGGACUUUCUAUUCUCCUUGAAAAAGAAUCAAUUCUUGAUUGGAAGGGCGUUUAGUUUCAAUAGAUCCAUCACUACUUUUGUUGUGUGGUUGGAGGCAUAACAAUGAACAUGAUAGAUAAUUGCUGUUUCUUGUGAGCAAAAAUUCGAAAAAAGUUUCAGUUGUGGCUUCCCUCAAGAGGAUAGUGUGAUAGUUUGCGCGCUUCUGGAAGUGGGCAUCGACAGUUUUACUGUAAUGAGUCGAGAGAUGGGAGGGAAACAGGACAAGGUUUCUGAGGUGGCCAAAGUUCUGGUGGCUGUGAAGGCAGCAAAGGAGAUUCCUAGGACUGCUUUAAUUUGGGCACUGACUCAUGUUGUUCAGCCCGGAGACUGCAUUACCCUUCUUGUGUUCGCCUCUUCACAGACUAGUGGUCUAUUUUGGGGAUUCCCAAGAUUUCGUGGCGACUGUGCCAGUCGCCACCGGAGGUCACAGUCAACUGCAAACGCAGAAGAGAUAUCGGAGAUUCAUGACAGUUGCACUCGGAUGAUUCUUCAGCUCCACGACGUGUAUGAUCCUAAAACAAUCGACAUAAAUAUCAAAAUCGCCUCGGAUCUUCCCUGUGGAGCAGUGGCUGCAGAGGCAAAGACAACUCAAGCCAGUUGGGUUGUUUUGGAUAGGCAGCUUAAUCAUGAGAAGAAGCAUUGUAUGGAACAGCUGCAAUGCAACAUUGUUGUUAUGAAGAAUUCCCAGCCAAAGGUUCUCCGGCUCAACUUAGUUGGAUCGGCUGCAAGAAAAUCGGAGGCGAUGGGUUCUAACAAUGAUCAACCAUCUAGAGAAAAGGAAAGUAAAACUGAUUCUUUGAGUCCGCCUCGUGCUCACCUUGUUACUCCGUCUAGUAGCCCCGAGACAUUCACCAUCACAGAAGCUGGAACGUCGUCUAUAUCAGACUCUGAUCUGGGAAAUUCACCAUUCUGUGUUCCAACGAAAAAGAAGACGCCUAAGAAGGCGAGAAGGUUGGAAAUCAAACAAGAUCUUGAUGGAUUUGGCUCAGACAGCGACUAUACUAGUCAUUCCCCAAGCCAAAAUUUGAAGUUCCAACCUUGGAUUCGACAGAUGUUUGGUUCGGAUGGUCAGUCUUUCGAGAAUCUUGAUGAGUGUCGUCUCUCUACUGCACGUAAGCAAGAUUCCGCGACUGAGGCCGCCCCAGGUAAGCUCCGUAGACUCGACAAAGAAGCAGCAUUUGGAUCACCAAGCUACAACAGUGGGAUGAGUUUCAACUGCAAUUUGAGGGAAGUUAUUUCUCUCUCAAGAAAAGCGCCUCCCGGACCUCCCCCGUUGUGCUCCAUAUGCCAACACAAGUCUCCUGCAUUUGGGAAGCCUCCUAGAUGGUUCACAUAUGCAGAGCUCGAGCUUGCAACAGGGGGCUUCUCACAAGCUAACUUCUUAGCUGAAGGUGGGUAUGGAUCCGUGCAUCGAGGUUUACUCCCCGACGGCCAAGCAGUCGCGGUCAAGCAGCACAAGUUGGCGAGUUCUCAAGGAGACAAAGAGUUCUGCUCGGAGGUUGAAGUGUUGAGCUGUGCUCAGCACCGCAACGUUGUGAUGUUGAUUGGAUUCUGCAUUGAAGAUGGUAGGAGAUUGCUGGUGUACGAAUACAUCUGCAAUGGAGCUCUUGAUUCUCAUCUCUAUGGACGGCAUCAGGAGAAGCUGUCAUGGAGCGCACGUCAAAAGAUUGCAGUUGGAGCAGCGCGAGGGCUGAGAUAUCUUCACGAAGAAUGCAGAGUGGGUUGCAUUGUGCAUCGCGACAUGCGGCCUAACAACAUCCUUAUCACACAUGAUUUUGAGCCUCUGGUGGGAGACUUCGGGCUAGCUCGUUGGCAAGCUGACGGCCAGAAAGGAGUCGAUACUAGGGUUAUUGGGACGUUUGGGUACUUGGCACCUGAGUAUACUCAGAGUGGUCAGAUCACAGAGAAGGCUGAUGUGUACUCGUUUGGAGUGGUGCUGGUGGAGCUCGUCUCCGGGCUGAAAGCCGUGGACCUGAAGAGGCCCAAGGGGCAGCAGUGCCUGACGGAAUGGGCUCGGCCGUUGCUUGAAGGUCGGGGGUUUGGCGAGCUGGUGGAUCCGCGGUUGGGAAACGAGUAUUUGGAGCAGGAACUUGAGUUGAUGUUGCAUGCGGCGUGUUUGUGUCUUCGUAGGGAUCCUCAGGCUAGACCUCGAAUGUCGCAGGUGCUCCGGAUACUCGAAGGCGACAUCAACAUGAUGGAGACGUCGGACAUGAACAUGAGUGAGAGAGGAUAUGGUCCCAUCAUCAGCUACAACAAGUACGUUGUAUCUUGGUAGCAACCAUUCCUCUCUCAACUCCAACCCAUCUUAUAAAUUGCAACUUUUAUUAAAUUUUUCUUUUCUUUUUUUAUAUCAUCCACUCAAUAUUGUACUACAAAUAUUUGCUUCUCUUCUCACAUAAUUGGCCCGAUUAGUUUUACUUUCA
Molecule: messenger RNA, 3177 nt
Organism: Salvia miltiorrhiza (redroot sage)
Lineage: Eukaryota; Viridiplantae; Streptophyta; Magnoliopsida; Lamiales; Lamiaceae
Product: inactive protein kinase SELMODRAFT_444075-like
Exons: 10
Coding region: 948-3029 (693 amino acids)
Biological process (GO): protein phosphorylation
Molecular function (GO): protein kinase activity; ATP binding
Source: RefSeq, a predicted model, not a curated record